AUGGCGCCGAUCGAGGAAGAGCAUGAGCACUACCACCCCAAGGAUGCGGUCCACCUUGGCCUGAAGGGCGCCGCUGUCGUCGGUGGCAUUGGCCUGCUCUUCGCCGCCGUCAGGACCUCUCUGGCCAGGAAAAACGUUGGCCCCUGGGCAAUCUUCACCCGGAACGGCAAGCUCGCUGCCACGUUUGCCGCCGUUGGUGGCGCCUAUGACUUCACCCGAGCCGCCGCUGCGAACCUGCGUGAAAAGGAGGACUGGGUCAACAAUGGCAUUGGUGGUCUCUUUGCCGGUGCCACGAUGGGCCUUACCACCGGCCGCAUCCCCCGCGUUCUGGGCUUCGCCGCCCUGACUGGUGUCGUACUGGCCACUGCCGAAUAUGCGGGCAGCGGCCUGAGGGGAGUCUUCAAGCGCGAUGUGGACGAGUACGAGCGGAAGGAGUUCCUGCGCAAGAAUAGGAGGAGGCCAAUCGAGGAGACGCUGGCCGAGAUUGGCGAGGGCAGAGGUAUCAAGCCGCCGGGCUACUACGAGCGGAGGGCACAGAGGCUGAAGGAGAAGUAUGGCGUCGAUAUCAACCCCGUCUGCGCUGACCCGGACCAGGCUUAA
Thermochaetoides thermophila DSM 1495 is the source of this 600-nucleotide messenger RNA. RefSeq names its product NADH-ubiquinone oxidoreductase-like protein. Gene Ontology annotation, biological process: mitochondrial respiratory chain complex I assembly. NCBI's taxonomy places the organism in Eukaryota, Fungi, Ascomycota, Sordariomycetes, Sordariales, Chaetomiaceae. The record is from RefSeq and is a predicted model, not a curated record. The coding region runs from base 1 to 600 and encodes 199 amino acids. The transcript is spliced from 4 exons.